AUGAUCGCCAUAAUCCUUGCACUGUUGACAAUAUCGCCAGCCAAUGCUUUCAAAGUCGUCUCAAUUGAGGAAUUCAAAGCACGCCCGAUUCCUGAGUUUGCCAAACACUUAGAGGGGCAGGAACUGGUUGACUAUAUCAACGCGAAUCAGCCCUUCUACAAGGCAGGCUUGCCUAAAUUAUCUUACAAGCAAUUUAAAUCACGCUUGAUGAAAUCGGAACCCUUCGUUGAUGAAAGCUUACGAGCUCCAGAAAUUUAUUCGUAUGAAGAAAUUCCAGAAAGUUUUGAUGCGCGAGAGAAGUGGCCGGAGUGCACAUCCAUCUACACCAUCCGUGACCAAGCAAACUGCGGAUCAUGUUGGGCUGUCUCUGCGGCAUCAGCUAUGUCUGAUAGGUUGUGCAUCGCCACGAGAGGAAUGAAUCAGGUUUAGAU
Strongylus vulgaris is the source of this 431-nucleotide messenger RNA. NCBI's taxonomy places the organism in Eukaryota, Metazoa, Nematoda, Chromadorea, Rhabditida, Strongylidae. The record is from the annotation of a GenBank genome assembly.